Molecule: messenger RNA, 2167 nt
Organism: Gossypium raimondii (Peruvian cotton)
Lineage: Eukaryota; Viridiplantae; Streptophyta; Magnoliopsida; Malvales; Malvaceae
Product: CDK5RAP1-like protein
Exons: 3
Coding region: 87-1928 (613 amino acids)
Biological process (GO): negative regulation of cyclin-dependent protein serine/threonine kinase activity; tRNA modification
Cellular component (GO): cytosol; mitochondrion
Molecular function (GO): tRNA-2-methylthio-N(6)-dimethylallyladenosine(37) synthase activity; 4 iron, 4 sulfur cluster binding
Source: RefSeq, a predicted model, not a curated record
UGAGCCUUUUCCCUUUCCCCUGCCGCCAUAUCCAGUUUGCGUUGGAGAAUCAAACACAGAGCAGUCACACAAAAGAAGUGGUUCCAAUGGCCUCCAUUUUCAGCCAGCCUGGCUGCUGCUUCAGAAUCCAUCGACGAUGCCGUUUCAACUCUCUAAGAUUCUUCCCCUCCAAGCCUUUCGCUUCCCAUUCCAAUUCUCAUCGCCAUUUCUCUCACAAGCCACUCAGAAAAUCCUUCGUUCUCGAUGUUUCCAGAAGCUUCUCUCAAUCUCACCACCUCCUCAACGCUGAUCUCCCCGCUCUCCAUCAUUUCAUUGCUCAGUCUUCCCUCACGGCCUCUCAACCACCGCCCCGUAUUUUUCCUAGUGACGAAUCAGUUUCGGAAGUUGCCUCGAAAGGUAGAAUUUAUCAUGAGACAUAUGGAUGUCAAAUGAAUAUAAAUGAUAUGGAAAUUGUGCUUUCAAUUAUGAAGAAUGCUGGAUACAGUGAAACAGUGGAAGUUCCUGAGAGUGCUGAGAUUAUAUUUAUUAAUACUUGUGCGAUAAGGGACAACGCUGAGCAAAAAGUGUGGCAAAGGCUUAACUAUUUUUGGUUUUUGAAGAGGUGUUGGAAGAGUAAUGUAGAUUCAGGAAGGGCGCAGUCGUUGCAGCCACCAAAAGUGGUGGUUUUAGGAUGUAUGGCUGAAAGGUUAAAGGAUAAGAUUCUGGAUGCUGAUAAGAUGGUUGAUGUGGUAUGUGGACCCGAUGCUUAUAGAGAUUUGCCGAGGUUGUUGGAAGAGGUUGAUUACGGUCAGAAAGGGAUUAACACUCUUCUUUCGCUUGAAGAGACAUACGCGGAUAUUAGUCCUGUUAGGAUUUCAAAAAAUGCAGUUAUGGCUUUUGUGUCGGUGAUGAGAGGGUGUAACAAUAUGUGCUCAUUUUGUAUUGUUCCGUUUACUAGAGGUAGAGAGAGGUCUCGUCCCGUGGAGUCUAUUGUGAAGGAGGUAGGUGAGCUUUGGAAAGAAGGUGUGAAGGAGGUAACACUCCUUGGACAGAAUGUGAAUAGUUAUAAUGAUGCAUCUGGAAGUGAAAAUGAAAUUGAACCUGGAAAUAAUUGGGCGUUGAGCGAAGGGUUUAAAAGCAUGUGCAAAGUGAAAAAGAUGGGCUUACGUUUUGCUGAUCUUUUAGAUCGACUUUCUACUGAGUUCCCGGAGAUGAGGUUCAGAUAUACAUCCCCACACCCUAAAGAUUUUCCAGAUGAGUUGCUUUAUGUGAUGCGAGACCGCCAUAAUAUCUGUAAGUGUAUACAUUUGCCUGCACAAACAGGAAGUACCACAGUACUUGAAAGAAUGCGGCGAGGGUAUAGUAGAGGGGCUUAUCUAGAGCUCGUUCAGAAGAUACGCAGAAUCAUUCCAGACGUUGGAAUAAGCAGUGAUUUUAUAUGCGGUUUCUGUGGGGAGACAGAGGAGGAACACGCUGACACACUAAGCCUAAUAAAGGCAGUUGGUUAUGAUAUGGCAUACAUAUUUGCAUACAGCAUGAGAGAGAAAACUCAUGCCCAUAGAAACUACUCGGACGACGUUCCUGAAGAAGUCAAGCAAAGGAGGCUUAGUGAACUUAUUAAGGCUUUCCAUGAGACUACUUGCCAGCAUUACGACUCUCAGGUGGGAACCAUCCAACUUGUGCUGGUCGAAGGACCAAACAGGAAAGCUCCAGAAACAGAGCUUGUGGGCAAAAGCGAUAGAGGCCAUAGAGUUUCAUUUGUUAAUCUCCCUUUGCUAGAUCGAGAUAAUCAAGGGGACAGCAAACAGAACCCUGUUGUCGGUGAUUAUGUAGAAGUUCAUAUAACGAAGUCCACAAGAACAUCACUUUAUGGAGAGGCACUAGCUAUAACCAAAUUAACCACAUUUUACAACAACGUGGAGAAAGCAACAGUUGCCUGCGGCAUUUGAAGUUGAAAACCGGCUGCAUUUUACUGCUGUGCACGUGGUUGGUCUUCUAACCAGUUUCACUCUUGUUUCAUAAUGCUAUAAUUGCUUGAUAGAGAUUUGACAUUAAUUACUAGGCUAUUAAUAGUUAUUUUUGCAAGAGAAUUUGAUAUCAAAUAUGCGCAUAACAAAUGCCAUAAAGAUCAUUGAUAUUUAUUUGUAAUGAUAUUGUUUUUUUAACAUGGUCAUCUAUUAUAUGAAAA